Messenger RNA from Alternaria arbusti, 576 nucleotides. RefSeq lists its product as uncharacterized. The record is from RefSeq and is a predicted model, not a curated record. The transcript is spliced from 3 exons. Lineage: Eukaryota; Fungi; Ascomycota; Dothideomycetes; Pleosporales; Pleosporaceae. The coding region runs from base 1 to 576 and encodes 191 amino acids.
AUGACUCGCGACAUAAACCAGGCAAUCCAAAUUGUCAACACUCUUCAAAACCCGUCCAGCGUCCGGGAUAUUUCAUUCCGUGAGGACGUCGAAGCAUUUGCGCUGAAUGUGUCUUUGAGCAUGGUCAACGAUGCUUCGCUUUGUACCAAAGUCCCUGUCAAUGUCACCACGUUCACUUCUGCGGUCGUCUACGCCUACAACCCGCAGAACCUCCUGCUCUCAUACGGACUGGCCAUCCUUGCUAGUACCAUCUCCAUUGCCUUUGGACUGUUUGCGAUGUGGAAGAACGGUGCAUGCUAUGAUAAUCGAAUGUCUACUUUCGGCACGGCGAUGCAAGGCUUUGAUGUCAAAGAGGUCUUCGAGGACUCUAAAACACGGGCGGCACAACCGCUAAGAGGACAAGCUGCGAAGACAAAGCUGAUGUUCGAUGCGGAAGAAGGUUUCGUACUCGGCCACCGCAAGCGGCCCAGCGGCGGCUCAAGUAUCGGCACGCCUAUAACAGAAGAAGGUUUCGUACUUGGCCAGCGCAAACGGGCCAGCGAAGGUUCAAACGUCGGCACGCCUAUCAGAGAAUGA